Messenger RNA from Eruca vesicaria subsp. sativa (arugula), 261 nucleotides. Lineage: Eukaryota; Viridiplantae; Streptophyta; Magnoliopsida; Brassicales; Brassicaceae. The record is from the annotation of a GenBank genome assembly.
AUGUCUAUUACGGAAGAACCAAAUCGUUCAUUGCUUGAAGUGGAAGUAGGAGCUAACAGAGGGAACGAUAGGAUAAGCUUAUUACAUGACACCUUGCUAUGUCAUAUCCUUAGCUUUAGAACGAGGAAGGAAGUUGUUUGGACAAGUGUCCUGUCUUCUAGAUGGAGAGAUAUUUGGAAAUGGGUUCCUAGAUUAGAACUAGAUAGCUUCGAUUUCCCAAAUAACAAAGCGUGUGUUUAUUUCAUCAACAAGUUUCUGUGA